UACAACAGAGCACAGCGGCGGCGGACCUAUCUUCACUUUUAGACCCAUAAAAAAAGAAAUGCUAAUAUAAUGAAUUUUCUCAGUGAGUGUACCCGGGUCUACCUCUCAUAAUGGACGCCAGGUUGUUGUUGACGGGGUAACCGUUAGCCGUUAGCUUACUUUUCUUUUUUGUUUGUUUGGCGGAUCCUACAUGGAAUUUCUUUCCGUCGCUAGCAGAAUGCUGAAGAGACAAGGAAUGGCUUUGAUGAACGUUGGCUUGAAUAAAGGGACAUUUUUCCACAUUAAGUAAAUAGUUACACGAGACUGUUUUCAGCUGCGCUUUUUUUUUUUUUUUUAACAAAAUAAAAGAAGUUUUCCUCCCCGGUGGGACUGGCGUUGGCUGCCGGUUAUUUUUUUACGGCUCGGGCAACAGAAAGACAGACACCCCGAGGAGACCGCUCGGCUGUCUGGCUCCAGUCGUGGCCUGGGUCCGGGCACUCCCAGCUUAUCCGCUAGCAUUGGAGCACAGGGCGACAAGAAUAAAGCAAGACGGCAAGGAGACGUCUGCUGUAUAUAUCCGUGCCCCUGGAUAUCUAUAAACGUUUUUUUUUCCCCUCUAGGAUAAGGAAUUCAAUAUCUUCCAGACGGCGUCUUCCAAAACAAUGGCGUCUUAUGUGGAUAACAGCUUUCGGCAGGCUGUGAUGAUGAAUCCGGCUGAAAGGACGCAACAGGACCUGGAGAUCGUCUACUCUUAUCUCCACGGGAUGGAGGCCUUGUCCAACCUGCGAGAGCACCAGCUGAAGAUAAUGUGUGAGACGGUGCGUUAUGAGCGACAUGAAGCCAAUGAAGUGCUGUACUACCCUGACGACAUCGGAAGCUGCUGGUACAUCCUGUUGUCCGGCUCCGUCUUCAUCAAGGAGUCCAUGUUCCUGCCCAGAAGCAGUUUUGGGAAGCGGUCAGCAGGCAGCCUGCGACGCGGAUGUGAGUGCAUCGUCCUGGAACCCUCAGAGAUGAUUGUGGUGGACUAUAUGGAUGAAAAUGAGGAGUACUUCCAGCGACAAGCCUCGCACAGACAGUCCCGCCGGCGCUUUCGGAAGAUCAACCAGAAGGGGGAGAGGCAGACGAUCAUCGACACCGUGGAUCCGUACCCCACCGGAAAGCCGCCCAUAGCCCGGGGAUACCACACGGAAUGCAAUAAACCUCAGCUCCCCGCAGACUUCAGCAGACUUCACCUGGCCGACGGCUUGCACCCACAGGUGACCCACGUCUCCUCCAGCCACUCAGGAUGUAGUAUCACCAGCGACUCUGGAAGCAGCAGCCUGUCAGACAUUUACCAGGCCACAGAGAACGAACCGGGUGACAUGGACCUGAGUGGCCUGCCAGAGACCGCCGUCGACUCCGAGGAGGACGACGAUGAAGAGGACAUCGAGCGAGCGUCGGAUCCCCUCAUGAGCCGGGACAUCGUGCGUGACUGCCUGGAGAAGGACCCGAUGGACAGAACCGAUGAUGACAUAGAGCAAUUACUGGAGUUCAUGCAUCAACUGCCAGCAUUCGCAAACAUGACCAUGUCAGUGAGGAGGGAACUCUGCGCCGUCAUGGUUUUCGCCGUGGUCGAACGCGCCGGCACCAUCGUUCUCAAUGAUGGAGAGGAGUUGGACUCCUGGUCAGUGAUUCUGAACGGGUCGGUGGAGGUGACGUAUCCAGACAGCCGGACAGAGAUCCUGUGUAUGGGCAACAGCUUCGGGGUGUCACCAACCAUGGAAAAGGAAUACAUGAAGGGCGUGAUGAAGACCAAGGUGGACGACUGCCAGUUUGUGUGUAUAGCCCAGCAGGACUACUGCUGCAUCCUCAACCAGGUGGAGAAGAACAUGCAGAAGGUGGAGGAGGAAGGGGAGAUCGUCAUGGUGAAGGAGCACCGCGAACUGGACCGCACCGGCACCAGGAAAGGACACAUCGUAAUCAAGGGCACACCGGAGCGUCUCACCAUGCACCUAGUGGAGGAGCACUCAGUGGUGGACCCCACCUACAUCGAGGACUUCCUGUUGACCUACAGGACCUUCCUCUCCAGCCCCAUGGUCGUGGGCAAGAAGCUCCUGGAGUGGUUCCACGACCCCAGUCUCAGGGACAAGGUUACACGGGUAGUCUUGCUGUGGGUAAACAAUCACUUCAACGACUUUGAGGGUGACCCCGCCAUGACUCACUUUCUGGAGGAGUUUGAAAACAAUCUGGAAAAAGAAAAAAUGUGUGGGCACCUCAGACUGUUAAAUAUAGCAUGUGCUGCUAAAGCCAAGCCGCGGCUGGUGACACUGACCAAGCCGUCCAGGGACUCUCCACUGGCGUUCAGCCUUCUCGGAGGUCAGGAGAAAGGUUUCCGCAUCUUUAUCGAUGCCGUGGAGCCCGGGAGCAAGGCAGCAGAAGCCGGCCUUAAGCGUGGGGAUCAGAUCUUGGAGGUCAACGGGCAGAACUUUGAGAAUGUCCAGCUCAGCAAAGCCAACGAGAUUCUGAAGAACAACACUCACUUGUCCAUAACUGUGAAAACAAACCUCUUAGUGUUUAAAGAGCUGCUAACGAGGCCAGAACACGAGCAUGACCUGGAUGGUGAGGAGGAACACGACAGAAAGAACGGGGCGCCGCACCUUCCAAAGAUCGGAGACAUCAAGAAGGCGAGCCGCUACUCCAUCCCCGACCUGGCGGUGGACGUGGAGCAGGUGAUGGGCCUGGAGAAGGUCAGCAAGAAAGCCAAGACCAACACGGUGGGAGGACGCAACAAGCUGAAGAAGAUCUUCGACAAGACGCUCACCAGCAUCCUGCCUCCUAAACCAUACAAUGACGUGUGCGUGGGCCAAUCGCAGGACGACAGCAUUGUGGGGAUGAAACAGUCCAAACAGAUCCCACCGGCUCUGCCCGUCAGCGGGAACCUGUCGUCGUCAAACCCGGAUCUUCUGCAGUCGCACCACCGCAUCCUGGACUUCAACAACCAGCCUGAUAUGUCAGACCAGGUGUUACGAGUCUUCAAGGCGGACCAGCAGUCUCGGUACAUCAUGAUCGGGAAGGACACGACGGCUAAGGAGGUGGUGGCCCAGGCCAUCAGGGAGUUCGCCCUGACUGCAGCAGCGGAGGCUUAUUCACUAUGCGAGGUGUCCGUCACACCAGAGGGCGUCAUCAAACAGAGGCGGUUACCAGACCAGCUUUCUAAACUAGCCGACAGGAUCCAGCUGAGCGGCAGAUACUACCUAAAGAGCAACAUGGAGACAGAGACGUUAUGUUCAGAUGAGGACGCCCAGGACCUCCUUCGAGAAGGCCAGAUCUCUCUGCUGCAGCUCAGCACGGUGGAGGUGGCCACUCAGCUGUCGAUGCGGGCCUUCGAGCUCUUCUGUGCCAUCGAGCCCACCGAGUAUAUCGACGACCUGUUCAAGCUGCGCUCCAAGACGGGCUCAGCCAGCCUGAAGCGCUUCGAGGAGGCCAUCAAUCACGAGACCUUCUGGGUGGCCACGGAGGUGACGCGGGAGCCCAACCAGCUGAAACGCAUGAAGACCGUCAAACACUUCAUCAAGAUCGCGCUGCACUGCCGCGAGUGCAAGAACUUCAACUCCAUGUUUGCCAUCAUCAGCGGUCUGAACCUGGCUCCGGUCUCCAGACUGAGGGGAACUUGGGAAAAGCUACCGAGCAAGUACGAGAAGCUGUUCGGGGACCUGCAGGACCUCUUCGAUCCUUCCAGAAAUAUGGCCAAGUACAGGAAUGUCCUCAACAAUCAAAACCUCCAGCCACCAAUCAUCCCCCUGUUCCCCGUCAUCAAGAAGGACCUCACCUUCCUACACGAAGGCAAUGACUCUAAGGUGGACGGCCUGGUGAACUUUGAGAAGCUGAGGAUGAUUGCCAAAGAAAUUCGCCAUGUUGGUCGCAUGGCGUCCGUCAACAUGGACCCGGCCCUCAUGUUCCGGACAAGGAAGAAGAAAUGGAGAAGUUUAGGGUCUCUAAGCCAGGGUAGUGCCAAUGCGGCAGUGCUCGACGUCACCCAGACGGGCGGGCACAAGAAGCGGGUGCGUCGCAGCUCCUUCCUGAACGCCAAAAAGCUUUACGAGGACGCGCAGAUGGCCAGGAAGGUCAAACAGUACUUGUCCAACCUCAGCCUGGAGACGAACGAGGAGAGCCUGCAGACGCUCUCGCUGCAGUGCGAACCCUCCAUCAGUACGCUACCCAAGAAUGCCGGUGGGAAACGACCCGACACCUCCCCAGUCGUGUCCAGAGCUGCCAGUCAACAGAGGGGCCAGUUGGCCAAAGGAAACCAGGCCCUCCAGGUCCCCGCCGUGGCCCUGUACCCAUCCCGAAAGAAAGUGCCAGUCAAAGAUCUGCCGCCUUUCGGCACCAGUUCCCCUCAGUCUCUGAAGAAGAUCCUGUCUCUGUCAGAGGAGGGGAGCGACAGGCACCGGAGGCCGCCAGAGGACACAGUGUCCAACGCCUCCUCUCAGCUCUCGUCCCCUCCCACCUCCCCCCAGAGCUCGCCCAAGAAGGGUUACAACAGGAUGGGAGACGCCUACUCAGACUCCGGUCACAGCGAGAUCUCGUCUCGCUCCAGCCUCGUCAGUAACUCGUCUUUCGACAUGGCGCAGGAGGAGAGGAGGCUCCGUCACUCUGGAGGAGUUGGGGAUUCUCACAUCGGGGGGCCGAGGCUGGAACGAAGAGCCACGACCGACCCCGACCAGUACAGCCUGGGGUCGUAUUCAUCGAUGCAGGACUGUCGGGGUAUUUACGCCGGCUGCCCGACAGUUCUCUCCUCGCCCAGUUCAGAGGAGCUAACUCAGGAUCAGGGCGAUCGCGUUUCUCUCGAUGCUGCAGACAGCGGCCGCGGCUCCUGGACUUCCUGCUCCUCCGGUUCCCAUGACAACAUCCAGACCAUGCAGCAGGGACGUAGCUGGGAGACUCUGGCCUUUAGUGUAGGCGGCGGCGGGGGCGGCAUCGGAGGGCUCCCUCCUGGCGGACCGGAGGCCUUUUUAGGAGGACCCGCUGCACUGUGGGCAGCGCAGGCCAGGGGGAGCUGGGCGUCGGCCAGCUCCUCUUCAUCCUCAGCGGCGUACUGGGGGGAGGACUCUGAGGGUGACACCGGCACCAUCAAGAGGAGAGGAGGCAAGGACGUCAACGCCGACCCAGAAACAAGUAGCAUCACAUCCACGGGGUCAGAGGACGCCAAGCACCUGAGCCGGCCGUCUCCGUCACCCAUCACCGCUGGGGGUAAAGGCCUCAUUUCGCGGAAAGAAAGCCGUUACCGCGAGCCUCCCCCGACUCCCCCCGGCUACACCGCCCUGACCAUCUCUGACCUCGCCGAGGGACAACACCCGGCCCCGUCUGUUCCCACGACCACGGCGACCCACUCGGGCCGCCGGCCUCCAGACUACACCACAGCUCUGCAGCGCUCGCGCAUGGUCACCCAGUCGCCUGACUCCCACCAGGCUCACCAGGGGGCGAAACAGCGGGCGGGCGGCCUCCACCGCACUCGCUCACCGGCCGAGGAGCAAGAGCCCGAUGAGGAAGAGGAGGGUGAGUCCUUGUCUUCCAAACUAGUCGCUCUGAGGAAGCCAAAGCCAGUGGCACAGCACACACCUGAGACUCCCAGACCAUGAGAGUGUGUGUACGGGGGUUAACAGGCAGGGCCCCUCUCCCCAAGGCAGAGGAUGAACAGGUGUCAGCGGUGUGAGGGACGACAGUGGACGUCCUCUUGCAGUAACUUGAAGUCCCCCUGGUUCGGGGUGGGCAGGAUUAAAGAGACAGACAGACAGACCAAUAGACUCAUCAUCAGUUACGUACGUGCCUGCCUCCUCCACUUGGCUCUCCCUCCUGAUCGGUGGAUUCCUCUGCUCAUCUCCCUCCCCUGCCUUAAAGCAUCAUGGGGGGUUGAAUGACCCUGCAUGCAAAAAAUACUGUGAAGAAGAAGAGAUGGAGAGAAGGUCAAAGACGAUGACAAAAUGCCUGGCACUUUGGAAAAAGACUACAGAAACCUAACUAGCGCUGGGGAGUCGACCUGGCCCCACACAAACACACACACACACACACACACACACACACACACACACACACACACACACAAAACCACAUAGAUGUUGCUGUUAGAAACGGGAGCGGCUCCUUAAGACCGGCCCCCACCCAGUGACAAACCCACCUGUUAACACAGCAGCAUCAUGACGUGUUGAGCUUCAUCUGCACUUUCUCAUUUUCUACUUUCUAGAAACAGAACAAAGUGAAAACAACGAAACAGACUUUUGUUUGAAGACGGAGAGAAAAACAGCGGUUGACUUGACUCUUAAAUUUCAACUUCCCUCUAGAUUUUCUUUUCUUGUUUUGUUUUUUUUUUUUCUCUCUCCUCUGUUUCUUUUCUUUGACUGUUUGCACUCUGGGGGGCCGAAAAGAGAAAAACCAAGUCAGCCCAUCAUCUCUCUGCCUGGACUGAAACAACCCAUCAGUUGUUGAGUGUUUGAACUCUGAAUCCAGUAUUAUCUCAUGUUCCACAUGUGAAAGCUUAUCAAGUGUUGGUUCAGCUAGGAGGAGAGAAUCAACAUGCACAGUGUACUGACAUACCUACACACACACACACACACACACACACACACACACACACACACAGUACAUCUUUUUGUACCAGUACAUAAACAAAAACACAGUUCAUUUCUAAAAAAAAAAAGAAAAAAAAAGAAAUAGCACUUUCAGCACAAUCCUAGAUGUUACCAGACAUUUGGCCUGGAUAGCAGGGUAUGAGUGAACCAUGUCUUACUGUCAUCCCACCUCGGAGCUUGUCUGGUUUUUAUCAAAGUCUUUUCAUCAUCCCGUGGCUUGCUGUUACAUCACGAGCGUACCGUUUUACUUAGUUGCCUGUUGGUGAUCUCAAAAAAGCACAUAUAGGUGAGCGACCAGCCGCUGAACACUGAGCGAACGCGCCGGCCUCUACGGCGCGUCGGAGGCGCACGAGGGGAAACUGUAACGAAAUCACAAAGUGCAGCAGCAGAAGAGAAGACUGAAGCCUGUAGAUUCACCCCGUUUGCCCAAAUGAAAAAGCUCCAGUCGGGUAUGGACGUCGGCAGGAACUGUUAUAAUUUAAUAUAAUUAGAAAGUGUGAGCGAGCGCUCGGUCACUGACGUCAGAAAAGUUUCCUCUCGUCUCUUUUCUUUUGGUCCGGAGGGACAUCGACCGAGCAGGGUAGAAAACAUCAGCAGAUUUCAGAAGCUGCUAAUGUGUGACCAGCACAGUGUGUUCCUCUAACCACCUACUGUCACAAAUGAUCUUGUACAGAGUCUUAUAAUAUACACAUUUCCCCUUCAAAAUAAAAGUAUCCACAAAUUCAGAUCUGGCUUUUAUCCCCAUGCUGAACACACGCCGCAUUUUGUGAAUGUCCAAAGCGCCUUACGAUGCCAUGAUCGCAUACAUUUCUUUGCAUGGUUGUUUUCAUCAUGAAUCACCUUGUUUCAAGAGCUCUCUUGAUUCAAGCAAUAGUGGAGUGAAAUGCCUUAUUCUAGAUACUUCCCCCGACGCUUUUUUAAUAUAUUAAGACUCGGUACAAGAUGAAGUCAAGCUUUUUCUUUCUGUUUUAUUGUUACGUGGCUUCGGACUUUGGCUGUGGCCGUUAUGUGUCACGGUGCAGUAGAUCUUUUUGUCUACACACGGUGACGCUGCACCUCUUCCUCUGCUGUUGUGCGACCAGAUUCAUCUCAGAAAAAAAAAAAAAAAAAAAAGAGAGAGGAAAAAGUCCUCUCACCUGUUUCAGACGUCAGCUCAGUGGAUGCUGUAUGUAUAUCGCUAUAACGCCUGCAUCCGGUUCUCCAGCAUUUCUCGCCAUCGAUGGAAGUGACUGAAGAUUUUGGAUUUUUUGGGGGGGGGAUUUUCUCGGACUCCGGUGGAGAAGUUGACAUUUGAAGAAACUUUUUUUUUUUUCAAGGCUGCCAAUCAGAACGAUUAGAAAUCCAAUUGUGAAAAAUGACUUUUCUUUUUUUUUUUUUUUUUUUUUUUUCUUCAAUCACUGAUUCGCACUGAUCACAUUGAUCAGUCUUGGAAACUACAGACUGAGAACAAGAUGAAUGAGUGCAGUGUUUUCCACUGUGUUCUGUGACUACAUACUAAUAAUUUCCUGGGUUUCUUUUGUUAUUGUAAUUUUUUUUUUUUUUUUUGUAAUGGCUGCAGAUAGAUUGUUAAUAAUUUGUUUGUAUUACAGUGGUGACAUGCAUCAUUCACUUUCAUUCAACUCUGAAGAUAAUGUGCAUAUUAGCGGCCGAGUCCUAUUUCGAAAAACAAAAAGUUGCACAAAAAUGUACAAGCGUAAAGAUAAGUGUAGUAGGUAGAACUGCUACUCCGUUUGAUGUGUGAUGUCAGUGAGAAAUGUACAUUUAGCUGGUGAUGACCUUCUGUUCUUCAUUCUUUCUUGUACUACUUUGACCUGUAUGUCUUUUAAAAAGACAAUUGGUGGAGUAUGUAUCAGUUGUUUUUGUAUUUUUAAUACAAUAAUUGUAAAUAUUGGUUAUAUUUUUGUUCAAAUGUACUAUGUUUAUGCCUCAACAUCCAGUUUAUAUGAAGCUGGGAAUCAAUAAAUACUGCAUAAAGAAUCAACACCUAGGUUUAAAUGCACUUAUUCAUUUCCUCUGCAUUUUGAUGUCUUUCUUUUUCUAAUUUGUUUUUUUCCUUGAGAGUUUUUUUUUUUUUCCCCCAGAUACCGUCUAGUGUUUGCACAAGUCAUGGAAGCAACUUGAAAAGUGUAACUCUCAUACUUUUCUAUCUGACCUCAGUGUGUCAGAUUUAAUAAAAAAGAGAUAUUGAA
Molecule: messenger RNA, 8773 nt
Organism: Seriola aureovittata
Lineage: Eukaryota; Metazoa; Chordata; Actinopteri; Carangiformes; Carangidae
Gene: rapgef2b
Product: Rap guanine nucleotide exchange factor 2b
Exons: 30
Coding region: 642-5597 (1651 amino acids)
Biological process (GO): small GTPase-mediated signal transduction; positive regulation of ERK1 and ERK2 cascade
Molecular function (GO): protein binding; guanyl-nucleotide exchange factor activity
Source: RefSeq, a predicted model, not a curated record